AUGAUUGAGGGUGCGGCGCCGCUACCGACUGAGCCACGCGGGCGAAGAGAAAGCGCACGCCCGAUUGCAUACAUAAAGGCGAGGACGACAGCUGUACGCAGAGUGGCGUUAAGCGUUGUACACCGUCACGGGAAGAGAGAAACAGUGAGAAUCAGUCAGUUCUCCAACAUCAGCUGGAGAGCUGAGGCUCUGGGAUCCGGAGCUGUGGGAUCCGGAGGUCGGGGAUCCGGAGCUCUGGGAUCCGGAGCUCUGGGAUCCGGAGCUGUGGGAUCCGGAGCU
Messenger RNA from Caenorhabditis briggsae, 279 nucleotides. The record is from RefSeq and is a predicted model, not a curated record. NCBI's taxonomy places the organism in Eukaryota, Metazoa, Nematoda, Chromadorea, Rhabditida, Rhabditidae. The transcript has 2 exons. The annotation marks the transcript as partial.